ACACACACACACACACACACACACACACACACACACACACACACACACACACACACACCACACACACACACACACACACACACCACACACACACACACACACACACACACACACACACACACACACACACACACACACACACACACACACACACACACACACACACACACACACACACACACACACACACACACACACACACAACACACGCACACCCCACCUCCUUUGCACUACCCACCUGACUCAUCCAGUCUUUGUGUCCAAGGUGACAGACAGACAGACAGCCCACAGCCCUGGCUCAGAGAUAAAAGCCCCGUCCAGCCGCAGACCAGGCACCUUUACCCAGAACUUACUCCUGGACCUGAAGGACACCAUGAAUCUGCUCUCCCAGACACUGUGUCUGUGCCUGGUGCUGGCUCUCAGCCAUGCCCACCACCAUGCUGGACAUCAAGGGGGAGAAGACGAGGGACAUGAGGGACACGACCAUGGCCAUCACGCGGGUGUUUUACUCGACCGCUGCCAGGGGAUUGAGAUGGAUGCUGUCGCUGUGACUGAGGAAGGAAUCCCUUACUUCUUCAAGGGUGGCCAUGUGUUCAAGGGUUUCCAUGGUAAAGCCGAGCUCUCCAACCAAUCAUUCGCUGAGCUGGAUGACCAUCACCAUCUGGGACACGUGGACGCUGCCUUCCUCAUGCACUUUCCAGACAAACCCACUGAGCAUGACCACAUCUUCUUCAUGCUGGACACCAAAGUCUUCAGCUUCUACAAACACCAACUGGAGACGGGCUUCCCCAAGGACAUCUCUGAGGUGUUCCCUGGUAUCCCUGACCACCUGGACGCUGCUGUGGUAUGUCCUGCUCCCGACUGUGAGGAAGACGCCGUCAUCUUCUUCAAGGGUGAUGAAAUCUACCACUACAAUGUGAAGACGAAGAAGGUUGAGGAGAAAAAGUUUGAGGGAAUGCCCAACUGCACCAGUGCAUUCCGCUUCAUGGAGCAUUACUACUGUUUCCAUGGACACCAGUUCUCCAAGUUCGACCCUAAGACAGGGGAGGUGCACGGGAGGUACCCCAAGGAGGCCCGCGAUUACUUCAUGAAGUGCUCCAAGUUCGGAGACACCACAGACCACAUCGAGAGAGAGCGUUGCAGCCGUGUGCACCUGGACGCCAUCACCUCUGACGACGCCGGAAACAUCUACGCCUUCAGAGGCCACCACUUCCUGGAGCAAGAUGCUGGCAACGACACGUGGGCAGCCGACACCAUCGAGAGCGACUUCAAGGAGCUGCACAGCGAGGUGGAUGCCACCUUCUCCUAUGAAAACCACCUCUACAUGGUCAAGGAUGACAAGGUGUACGUUUACAAAGUUGGGGAGCCCCACACCCACCUGGACGGGUACCCCAAAGCCUUGAAGGAGGUGCUGGGAGUGGACGGCCCUAUUGACGCUGCCUUUGUGUGUCAGGACCACCACAUCGCUCACGUCAUUAAAGGUCAGACAGUCUACGAUGUUGACCUGAAGGCCUCCCCACCUGUUCCAGUUAAAGAAGGCUCCUUCACACUCUUCAACAAGGUGGACGCUGCGAUGUGCGGCCCAGAGGGCGUGAAGUUGUUCAAGGGAAACCACUACUUCCACUUUCAGAGCGUCAAGGUCAUGCUGAUGGCCAAGGCUAUUCCCGAGGAGCACAAGACAGCCCUGGAGCUGUUUGGCUGUGACCACUAGAGGCUGAGAAAGUAGAGAGAAUCAAGUUAUGUACAACAACAGCAACAACAACAACAACAACAGCAGAAGCAGCAACAACAACAACAACCACAACAACAGCAACAACAACAACAACAACAGCAGCAGCAGCAUCAUCAACAUCAACAACAACAGCAACAACCAAGUGGUUCAUCCACCACGUCACUAUAGUCAUUAUGAUGUCAUUCUCCUCUUCCUUUAAACUGAUAUAUCAACUGUCUCUUACCUCCAACACACAUUGCCAUUGUCUAUUGUCCCUCUUAAUGUGCUGCAGUUUUCCCCUAUGAGUCGGUUUCAUUUUGUUAUGGUCCCGUCCCAAAAGGUUGGCAUGGAAAGUUAUCGAGGGCGUAGAAUCCUUCUGAUUAAUGUUCUAUGGUGUUGUUCUAUAAUAAACACCCAACAGAACUAA
Molecule: messenger RNA, 2138 nt
Organism: Oncorhynchus kisutch (coho salmon)
Lineage: Eukaryota; Metazoa; Chordata; Actinopteri; Salmoniformes; Salmonidae
Gene: hpxa
Product: hemopexin a
Exons: 9
Coding region: 374-1711 (445 amino acids)
Biological process (GO): heme transport; intracellular iron ion homeostasis
Molecular function (GO): heme transmembrane transporter activity
Source: RefSeq, a predicted model, not a curated record